Messenger RNA from Polistes canadensis, 5385 nucleotides. RefSeq lists its product as uncharacterized. Lineage: Eukaryota; Metazoa; Arthropoda; Insecta; Hymenoptera; Vespidae. Bases 280 to 5145 code for a protein of 1621 amino acids. The transcript has 10 exons. The record is from RefSeq and is a predicted model, not a curated record.
UUUCUAAUUUGAAAAAAUGAAAGUAAGCAGGUUUUUUCGUCCAAUCGAGUUGAGUUUGCGUCGACAUCCGAUUGGUCCGUUUACCGAGAUACGUUCAUUGGAGAAAGGCGCGAACGAUCGUUUAGAUUUACUUUUUAUCAUUUUUCAAAUGUUAAUUUGAAUGCGAAUAAGAAGGAAGUAACGCUGUCUUGUGUAUGUCAGAUUUAAUGUAUUUCGAACAUUUAUUUAUCGAUAUAAACAACAGUUUAAUGAUUAAAUUCAAUUGUUUAUGGUAAAAAGAUGUCAAUAAACGUCACCGUCAGUGGAAAUCCCAUAAAUAUACGCCGUGGAAGAGUAGUAUUGUCGGAUUUAGACCAAAUUAAGAAAAAUGAACGUGACCGUAGACGAAGAUUGCGUCUAGAACAAGUUAGGCAGCAAUCGAAAGAAAUAUCUAAUAGACUUUUGGAAAGAGCCAAAAAUAUUGCACAACAAGAGUUAGGAAAAUUAGAAAAAGAUGACAAAUCCGAGCUCAAACGUCUUCACGAGAGAAAAAUUAUGGAGAUCCAAGAAAAGUAUCAAGAAGAUAUGGAAAAUAUUGGUCAGGCACACUUGGCUGCUGUUUUAGAAUCAGAAGCACUAGCGGAUAUAGAAGAUGAAACUGAUAGAAAUAGGGAAACUGCUUUAAAAAGAGGCAAAGAAGCUUUAGAACUAUUGAAAAGAGUGGCAAAGGAUGACCGACAUGCUAUGCAUCGACAAAGAUUGCAGCAGGUUAGAGAAUUGGAAAAUAAAAGAUCAUCUUUGGUAGCUGAACUUUCUAAAAAGUCUACCUGCCAGGACGAUUCGUGUAGAAAUUUCAGUCAAGAGAACGGAAUGUCUUGUCAACAAGAUCAAACUAAUGAAAAUCUAAAUAAAUCUGCUAAAAAGAAAAAACUUAAAAGACUUGCUUCUAAUAAAUCUCCUGUGAAAAAAACCAGAAUCAAUGAAAAGAGUAACAAAGAAUCUCAAGAGAGCCUUUUGCCGUUGCAACUUUCACCUAGACAAAAAAUCCGCAUGCAAAAUGAAGCAUCGCAAAAAUGCGUUAUUACCAGUAAAUCUGACAAAAAAUUAGAAAAUAUUGAUAAUAUUGGACAUACGGAUCAUAAAACUCAGGACGAUAAAAGUCCACGACAGACAGUACCCAUCUUAACCAUUUCUAUGAAAGCACAAAAAUUAGCAAAAUAUAACCCAGGAGAUUACAUACAAGAUUCAUCGGAUUUACUAAGCAAUGACAGUCCUUCUCUUAGCGACGACUCUUCAUAUUUUUCUGAUGUGUGCGAUCAAUCAACUUGUAUUAAAACUCCAAAACAUCAUACGUCUUUAAGAGAUAGUAAAGUGCAAUUGUAUGAUCAUAGUACACGUCAAAGAAAUAAUUAUAAUAGACCUCUGGACGUAGUAGAAAGAUUGGAUAUAAGAAACGAGCCAAAUGCAAUAGAUGCAGCUAAAGAGGUAGAACGUACCGAAAGUAUUGAGUCUCAUGCGACCGAAACUCAUAAACUAGCUUCUCAGAAACGAGGUGAUGAUGCAAUUUUACGAGAAAAAGUACGAUCCGACUACCAAACGCUUAUGAAAAGUUUAGAUCAUCUUUCAUCCGAAGAAAGAAAAUUAAAAGCCAGCGAUGUUCAACGUGAUCCAAUGAAUGAUGUACAGUUACGAAAAUCUCGUAGGAAAGAGUUACAAAAAGAACAUAAAAAAAAGUUAUGUCGAAAAUUUGAAGCUAUGACUGAAAAAAGUUGUUGCGCGAACCAUUGCCCAAACCUUAUGGAGAGAAUAAUUACCCUUAAAGCAGAUAAACAAUCUGAAAAUCAUAAUAAAAAAGCAGAAGGUGUUUGGAAGGAAGCACAUUUUGUUGAACCCCAUGUACCAGUGGUUAAGUCACCAAAAAGCAAGGAUAAAAGGCAAGAAAUAUCACGCGACGAGUUAAUACUGGAUAUGUUGAAAAAAGUUGAGAAACAGAAGAUGUUAUUAUUAAAAGAAUUUGGUGCGAGCUUGCCAGAUGAUAUUUAUUACGCAAGUAUGACAUCUUUAACCGAACCUGACAAAUCUGAUGAGCCUCAGAAGAAAAUGCAUCGAGAGACGUGUUUAUCUCCCGAAGUAACAUUAAUAAACAUGUCCAAUGGAGAAAAUAAUAAUAAGGACAGUAAAAAAGUUAAAAAAACGAGCGAAUCAACGAAAUGCGAAAUGGCUGUGCAAACAUCAACAUUACAAGAUGCUGGUAUUGCUGAGGAUAAAGGUAUUCAAGUAGAAAUAAAAGCUACGUGCGAUGAUGCGACCAAUGCAUUAAGCACCAACGAAGAACUUUCUACUAAACAUUAUCCGAUAGAGCCAAUAAUUACAGUCAUUACUCCUGAAGUAGAAAAUAGUAGUAGUAGUUCUAAUAAUUCUAUGAUUACUGGCGUCAUCAUUGAUAUCGAUAAUGAAGAAGUCAAAGUUACCCCGAAGAAAAAGAAACGCACAUUAUCUAAACGAACGUCAAUGAGGGCAAUGCAAAAAUCGCAUUCCGCUCCACCGAGUAAAACCUCUUCUCCCGUAAAAAGAUUUUCUAAAUCCUUACCCAGCUCCUGUCGUAGUAGUCCUCGCAAAAUUAAUAUCCAUUUCAAAAAGAAUGGUUUGGAUGUUAACGUAGAUCCUUCUGACGGUAAAAAACCAACUAUAGAUAGUAGCACGGAUAGUUCUGCAAUGUAUUCUUCAUUAAAUACACAAAAUUCAUCUGUACGUGAACCAUACGAAAUUCCUGUUACCAAAUCUAAAAAAGUAAUCAAAGUAAGAGAUAUUUCUGACACUUCUACGUCAUUUGCUAGUCCACCAUCUUUGGCACCUAAGAGACCAAUUACUGCAAGUAGUACUACACCAAUUUUAGAAAUUUUAGAUUUUUCAACGUUCAGUGCUAUAGAGAGAGCAAAAAGAGAUAUCAGUCCUGUAUCGACGCCAGAAACUCCUUCUCCUCGCACUAUGAUGAUACCUUCCAAUAUACCUCAUACUGAAAAAAUUGGUAAGGUACUUAGAUAUAGCGAGGAACUUGACGAUACAACAACAUCUUUUACCAACAAAGAUACAUAUUCGCCUAUUUAUGAAAAACAGAAAGAUAUGUCAUUGGCACAAAGUCUUUAUCCGCAAUAUUUACCAACUUUAUCUAAAUCGUGUACUUGUCAAAAUCCUCAAUGCAAAUUAUUACACAUUAAACUUGAAGAUAUUCAAGAUUUUGCUCUCAAAAAUUGUCCAGAAAUUCUCAAGAAAUAUGAAGAUCUUCAAAAUACUUGUACCGAGAGAAUAGCUUCUUUGACCGAUCUUAUUGAAAAAGUUCGAAGCGAACAAAGAGGUAUGGAACUUUCCGUAAUAAGUCCUCAGGAUGAAAUGAAUUCUAUGAAAAUACAUCCGGAAAUGCAAAGUAGCAUGAAGAACGUCCAAAGACUGGUAGAAAAUAUAGAAGCAAUACAUAAUCAACUUGCUAAAACUCUUUACGAAUCACAGAAUGCUAUUAUGAAAGGUGAAGCUAUUAAUAAAGAUAUAUCUAAAAAUACAACUGAAAAUCAAUCAGUACAUUCUCAAACUAAAAGUAAAUUGGAUCAUUCGGUAAGUACAACUGUUGAACAUAUCAGUGAUAAGCUUACCUCGUCUAAACCUAAAUCUAAGCCACGAAUAUUAAAAGAAGAAAAAGUAAAUAUAAAGCUAAGCAGAUUUCAAAUGCCUCAUAAAUCAUCGGCAACUAUGACAACUGUUACACCAGAACGUAAUUCGUGGCCUCCAGUUAAAAUUCCGACUCAAGACGAUAAUACGAUCGAAGAACUUUCAAAAGAGAUUUUAGAAAAAAGUAGAAGUAAAUCGACUGGUAUGCCUGUAUUUAGAAAAAUUGCUGAUUAUGAAAAUACAGAUAUAUUGCUACCUACAAAACCUGAUAGUUCCAAGCCGAUUGGUAGUCCUUCCAAAAAUGGGGGAAAUAAUGUUCCGGUGCAAACUACUGACAUUACUGUCGAGUCGGAGAAAGAUGUAGUUUUCGAAUCUGAAUCUGUUGGUAUAUCUAAAGUAUUACCAUCUUUGGCCUGUGGACAUCGCACAAAUGGAAGAAAUAAGCCACCGGUUACCUUACACAGUGGAUUUUAUAAAACAGAAAUCGAAUCUAUGGGUCAUGAGUUGUCAACAAUAAUAGAAUUCGAUACACCAGAUACAGGAAAUAAAAAUCACGUAACCAUGAAAAGUUCGACAGCCAAAUCGUUUGUUACGGACGAAUCGCAGAGAGAAAAAUCAACAGUUAAAAAAUCAGUGGAAGUACAAACAACGAAAUCAUCAGUCACUGUUAAACCAUCUAUUCACGUAGCACCCUUACCCAUUCAAAGUUCUUUAGGUAAGAAAAUUUCCCAAGCUUCUUCAUCUUCUUUCACGAAAAAGUCGACCGGAGAGAUGUUUGCUUCUAAAUUGCAAGAAGACGAACAGACGAGUCCUUCGCGAAGAACACAAAAUGAGAUGCAUCUAGAAUAUCGAAGGACAGAUAAUGCGAUUGGAUUAGAAGAUUCGGUUAAAGAGAAAGUUAACAAACAAUUACAGUGCAAUACAUCUGACAAAGAAACAAAAGAGGUGUUACAAGAAAGACUCGAAAAAGAUAAAGCGUCUUCUACCAGUUCAAAUAGUUUUUGCGAAUUAUCUGGAAUUUCAGAAAUUACUAGUACACCAUCCUCGAGUUUACUUAAAUACGCUUCGUCCGAGGAGAUGGAAACAGCGCUCAAACAAUUAGGUCUUAGUUGGGCUAUAACAACUUUGAAAAAAACACGAGAAGCAAGUGCUCUAAGUUCCUCCUCUAAUUCGGACGUAACGCCUUUAAAUACUGCUAGGAGAAUCAUUUCUCCAAAUAAAAAACACGUGGAUCCUAAGAUCUUAAAUUUAUUGGAUUUUAGUGAUGUAUCUUCUAUAUCUAUCAAAGAAGCUAGUAAAAGUACGGAACAAGCGGUUCUAUUUAAAGGUAGAACCUCGACGCCUAAGUUACAAAAUUCUAAUUCUAAUACCGAUAAAUCUAACUCUCUUCCUACCAAUUCAUCUGGAAUAAGUUUUCAAGAACCUAGCGACAGUUUAACAGUUCCGAACGUAUCGCUUAUUAAAAAGAAACAACCUAUCGCCAGACAAUCAAAAUAUCCUUAACAUAACUAUUAUAUUGCAUAUAUUCAUAUAAUCAUACAUACAUAUAGCAUAUUUCGAUACGUAUUUUACAAGAAGACACGAAUUUUGUAUACAUGUGAUGAUGAUGUUACACGAAUGUUGGUUAGAUUAUAUAAAUAAUGAAUAUUUAUAUUUUAAUGACGAUGUAUCUAUAAUAAUAUUGUUUUAUACAUUGUUAUUGCUGAAAACUUUAAUAAAUACAUAAAGUAUCUUUUAUACAAU